CAUCUCAACGUAGUCCAUACUACCUGCCAAAAAGUCUAGCUAUAUAACUUGGGCUUGAAGGGGAUUUCAACGGACAGAAAGUACCUGCGCUGUAUGAGCUCUGUACCGCUGUGAACUGUAAACCUUAAUCUACGUUUAAUGCGUCUAGACAGUUCGUCCAAGGCUUUUUUGUGUUGUGACCUCUGACCUGUGACCUCUGCGAGAGUUGGGCAAUGGUUCUGGAGAAGCUGGUGCGGUUCGGGAAGCAGCUUCUGCGGGUGAAGGUGGUGGACUGCAACGCAGAGGAGUCGCGUCUGGCACGAUGCCUCAACACCUUCGACCUGAUCGCCCUGGGAGUGGGCAGCACGCUGGGUGCCGGCGUGUACGUGCUGGCGGGAGCCGUGGCACGCGACAACGCCGGGCCCGCCAUCGUCCUCUCCUUCUUCAUCGCCGCGCUGGCAUCUGUUCUGGCUGGGCUCUGCUACGCGGAGUUCGGGGCGAGGGUCCCGAAGACGGGCUCGGCGUACCUGUACAGCUACGUGACGGUGGGCGAGCUGUGGGCUUUCAUCACGGGGUGGAACCUCAUCCUGUCUUACAUCAUAGGGACGUCUAGCGUGGCCCGAGCUUGGAGUGCCACGUUUGACGAGUUGAUCGGGAAGCACAUUGAAAUAUUUUGCCGUCAGCACAUGUCCAUGAGGGCGCCGGGGAUCUUGGCCGAGUAUCCGGACAUGUUUGCUGUACUCAUCAUCAUUACGCUCACAGGCUUGCUGGCCUUCGGGGUGAAGGAGUCAGCCAUGGUAAACAAGGUAUUCACCUGCAUCAAUGUGCUGGUGCUGCUGUUCAUGGUGGUUUCGGGCCUGGUCAAGGGCACGCUCAAGAACUGGAAUCUGGUGCCUGCCGAGGUCCUCAACAUCACCAACUCCUCUUUGAAUGAGUCUGCACCAUUGCCAUCAGAGGAGAGCCUCGGCAUGGGUGGGUUCAUGCCCUUUGGCUUCACGGGGGUCCUGUCGGGCGCGGCCACCUGUUUCUACGCCUUUGUGGGCUUUGACUGCAUAGCUACCACAGGUGAAGAGGUGAAGAACCCCCAGAAAGCCAUUCCCAUCGGGAUCGUGUCCUCCCUCCUCAUCUGCUUUGUGGCUUAUUUCGGGGUGUCGGCCGCACUUACGAUGAUGAUGCCCUACUACAUGCUGGACAAAAACAGCCCUCUGCCCGUGGCUUUCAAGCAUGUGGGCUGGGAAGGGGCCACCUACGCCGUGGCAGUGGGGUCUCUGUGCGCCCUGUCCACCAGCUUGCUUGGGGCCAUGUUCCCAAUGCCCAGGGUCAUCUGGGCCAUGGCAGAGGAUGGCUUACUCUUCAAAUUUAUGGCCGAAAUCAGCCCGAGAACCAAAACCCCCAUAAUCGCUACAUUAACAUCGGGCGUUGUGGCAGCGAUCAUGGCCUUCCUGUUCGACCUCAAGGACCUGGUUGACCUCAUGUCCAUCGGUACACUGUUGGCCUACACCUUGGUGGCUGCCUGUGUCCUGGUUCUCAGGUACCAGCCGGAGCAGCUGAGUCAGGCGUACCAGAUGGGCAGUACGCAGGACGAGAUGGAGCUGACCGAGUCGAUAGGGACGCAGAGCAUGGGCAUGCUGCCGGGAGUGGAGGAGCGCUUCAGCACAAAGAACCUGCUCUUCCCGGAGAACACGGAGCCCUCCAACUUGUCGGGCUUCACCGUCAACAUCUGCGCCAGCAUGCUGGGACUCCUGAUACUCGUGUUCAGCUUGUUGGCGGUUCAGGGCGGGGCAAUGCCCUGGAGCGUGGCACUGCUGAGCGUCUUGGUCAUGGUUUGCCUGGGCCUCACCCUCAUCAUCUGGAGGCAACCUGAAAGCAAAACAAAGCUGUCCUUCAAGGUCCCUCUGCUGCCCUUCCUCCCUGUGGUCAGCAUGUUCGUCAACGUCUACCUGAUGAUGCAGCUGGACAGGGGCACCUGGAUUCGAUUUGCAAUCUGGAUGGCCCUAGGCUUUGUCAUCUACUUCGGCUACGGGAUCUGGCACAGCACCGAGGCCGCCCUGGCACGAUCCAGCACCGAAGCAGACCUCGACGGGUACAAGCCAGCCUGCACGUUGAACGGACAUCCCCUGGCGCCCGAGAAAGAGGCCUUUCUUUGCAACAGGCUUGACACCACAGGCGAGGAUGAUGGAGAUCUCUAAGGAAUCGAGGGGGUUGCUGUGGCACCCCCUGCCGUCCGCACUUAGUUUCAACUUAGCUGUGACGCUUGCAUCAUAGGCAAACUUUUUUUUAAUUGUAGAAUAAUGUCACUUGCGAAUGAAAGGGAAUCCAGGCAAACCCCAUCUUGUCCAUCCCAUGACAGUCCCUCACUCGAAUGAGGAAGUGGGGUAGGGGCCUUUUUCCUGCAGCUGGAGGCUACUGCCUGUAUGCUGCAGUACCCUACAUCUCUUGUUGGUGUGGGUAUUUGUAUUUUAUUUUCAGUGUACAAGAAACCAAAAGUUAAAACACUAGACUCUGUUUUGGAAGGGGUGCAGUGGGGCAUUUUACAGUAGCAAUAUGUGCCGUUUGUGACUUGUUAAUGUGUCAUAAGGACUACAGCAUCUUUGAACAGAAAUUUUCAGCUUUUGCAUUGGCCUAUAUGUGUCAUUUAAUGGCUGUCCUUGUCACUCAACUGUGUGAUAUUUGGUUUCAUUUGGAAGCCCAGUUGUCUGGCUGUUCAGUGGUGUUAUGUACCCCUCUUUGGGGACUGGUGGGGUGAUGGGCUGUUCUGCCAACGGUCCAUAAAUGCUGGAGGAGUCGCGUGACUCGCUGUGAUUUAAAAGCACCCCUAGAGAAUUCAUUUUAUGGCUGCAUUUAUGGCAGCAAUAAAGAAGAGGAGCGAAUAAAAUGGAGUGGGGUAAAAAAAAAUGAAAAACUCACUGUCUGUAUGAUAUCCAGUUCAGGACCUGCAAGAAAGCAAGACAUUUAAAAGCAUGGUGAAGAGAUGGGCCUAUGAUUAUAACUGGUUCUUGGUCAGCAACCAUUUUCCUGUUUAGCACAAGGUAGCCUCAGCCACUGCAGUAAGUCCUGUGUUUACCAGAAGUGGUAGCUUUAUGGUCCUAGCCAGCAUAUUCAUGGACUCUAAAUAAUAUUGCCACCCAUCACUGCCCCCACUUUUUAGUAUUUUCAGCCUCUGUGCCUUGUAUAUAUAAGCACAGUAUUUUUUAACAGAAGUGUGAGAUUCUUUGGGGUCUGAAUUGGGGCAGCUUUCCAUCACAACUUGAACAAUGACAAAGAACAACCCAAAAACCCUUGUUAUGUGUCUUUGUAUGACAGACUCCCAUGUAUGGAUUGCUUAGCACCAGCUGGUGGUACUGCCAAGGGUGGGGAGAGCCUACAGUCUCUGAAAUAUGUUUGCCAUGAACCACGUACUGAGAACAGUGCUGGAUUCUGUCUCUCAGUAAAACCACACACAUUGUGAUAUUCAUCUUCUUGAUUUAGAUGUUUCUUUGUUGUGUAUUUGGAAGUCAGUUACUUCUUUUGGUAUAUUUGUGUAACUCUUUCAUGUAUUGUCUUUGCUCCUUAGAUACGUACCAUCUUUGACCACUGUGAGCUUGUACCACAGACUUCUCUGAAAUGUGGAAUAAACCUGCUCAUAGAAAGACUGAUAGCUGUUUCUCGGAAAUGUAAUUUCCCCUAAAGGACCGAGGACACUGUCAGUCAGACCUGGCUGCUGGUUCAUAGUUGCAUACCCAAUCUGAAUAAUUUAGUCAGUUGAACACUUGAGAAACAUUAUGAAUUCUUACCGAACAAUGUUUGUCAUGUGAAAGUUACAGUUGCACCAUGUCUUUCUCACUAUAGUGCCCAGUUCAUCAUGAAAUUGUUCUUUCUCAGUUCAGAUUCAAGCAAGUUUGGAUCCUAGUCAAAACGUUUCCUUUUCUUAAAUGUUCAGGACUUAUGCCAUGCCAGUGGUAUCAUGUGUUACAUAAAUCAAGCAUUAUAUUGGAAGCGAAAAGGUUUAGUAAACUUAA
Molecule: messenger RNA, 3977 nt
Organism: Megalops cyprinoides (Indo-Pacific tarpon)
Lineage: Eukaryota; Metazoa; Chordata; Actinopteri; Elopiformes; Megalopidae
Gene: slc7a1a
Product: solute carrier family 7 member 1a
Exons: 12
Coding region: 213-2168 (651 amino acids)
Biological process (GO): transmembrane transport; amino acid transport
Cellular component (GO): plasma membrane
Molecular function (GO): amino acid transmembrane transporter activity
Source: RefSeq, a predicted model, not a curated record